CAGUGAGUGAACAAAUCCCCUCUGGCUUCCUCUCCUCCUUUCCUGAUGCAGCGUGGGAGGAGAGGGAGGGGAGUUGAUCUGUCUUCUCUCAGCCACUGAGCCUCUCUCAGCCUGCCUCAGCUCGCCACCUGCCCUUGAGUUACUGUGGAUAGACGAGACAGAGAGGAAGUCGUUCUGUAGUCUGGCUCUUCUAAACUAUAUCUCUGCUGUGUUUUUAUCCCUGGGUUGUUUAGAUUUUUUCCCUCUCUGCUCUGGGGCUGUAGUGGAGUGGGGUGGAGUGGAGCGUUUGUCCCUGGCUAGCGGAGCUCCGAUGGGAGGCAGUGCUGCCUCUGGCUGGGACUGGGGAUGCUGAACGGGGGAAGGGAGGGCCUGUUUCAGCUGGGACAGCAGCUCCAGCAGCAGGGGGAGUACCAGGCCGCCCUCCACUGCUUCCUCAGCUCUCUGCUGGGGUUGAGGCACGUGCAGAGCUUCACCUCGCUGCCCAACUGCCUGCACCAGAUAGCUGAACUCUUCAUCUCCGAAAAUAAUUACAGCAAGGCCCUGCAGUUCAUUCAGGCUGAGAAGAUGUUCUACGAGGUUGCUCUGAUCGAGCUCACUGCUGUUCAGGGGAGCACAGGCCCCCAUGAGGAGGCUUUGCUGGGCUCGUCUGGGACAGGAUGGGCAUCCCCAGAGGAGCUAUCGGAUCAGACCUACCAGGCACAGCAUUUCGAGCGACUGGCCCAACUUUGCAUCGUGAGUAAAAGACCUCAUCUCGCUUUAGAGUACAGUGGGAAAGCCACUAAGAUCCAUCAGAGGGCCUUUGGCAACAACCACCCCAUCACAGACAGGAGUCUGGAGCUGCUGGCCACCGUCUACGCAGAGAUCGGCAAGACAGAAUACUCAGACUCCCUGGGCCAGUGUGUGUCAGCGCUUUCCAAGAGGUUUGCUGCUGCCGAGUCCUUCAGAGACACACUCAACAACGGUCUUCCCCAUUCCCACUCCCAUUCCCAUUCCCACCGGGAUAAACGCUCCGAGGUCCGGCACAGGAAAGACCCCCGCCCACUGGAGGACACACCAAAACCCAAGGUCACUAACGCUAAAAUCCCCAUGUCCAUACUGAAGAGGUCUGGCUCAGGAUCAGACUCAGAGCCCAGCCAUAGACGGAAAGGCGAGCGGCGGGUCCGGUUCAGGGAGCCUGAAACCACUGUGCAUGACAUUCCAUACUAUGACCGUUUAGUUGCCUAUGACACAUCACCGCCCCGCCCCCACCUGGCCCUGUUCACCUGCCUGUUCCUGCUGAUGUCACUGCUGGGCGUGGCCAUGUUCUGCACAGAGCGCCGGCGCCCACAGCGUGUUUGUGAGGAGCUGGAGGCCUUGCUGGCUGUCUACCUGAUACACAUAAAACAGCUGCUGUGGGGCUGCUGGAUCUGGAUAACCAUGCAGUGACUGGGACCCACCAGAGGGGGAGACGUGGAGGACUGCAUUCACUCUCUUCAUUACAUGUCCCUUGAGGUGCCCUACCUUGCCUGGUCCACGAGCACCUCAGUCAUACACACUGACUAUCUAUCUAUGGUGUUGAGAUGUGCACCCCUACUGCUAUGCUCACACCCAUAUAUGGAGAAAUGUGUAAUCCCAGAGAUAUUUAGCCUCCAUGCCUGCAUACUGUAUGUACUUAGGUGGUGGGUUUGCUGCCAUGUUCGUUUUGUUGAUAAGACGUUUUGCACAUCAGCAAUGUCGACGCUCACUGGUUAUGAUCACUUAAUCGCUACAAUAAUUUACAUUUUCCAUUCUUGACACAAUCUAUUGUGACUGUAUGUUUCAUGGAAUGCCAAAUUAAUUGUAUUUAUUUAAUUACAAUACUACGUCAUUUGUGUACUUAAAAGCUAACUACAGAUAUGAAUGUGUAUAUACCGUAUACUAAGGACUAUCACAAUAUUACGCCUUGUUAUUGCACAUAAUUGAAUGUAUAAAGUGUGAAAAACUG
This is a messenger RNA of Coregonus clupeaformis (lake whitefish), 1963 nucleotides long. It is a transcript of the gene c25h14orf180, whose product is annotated as chromosome 25 C14orf180 homolog. Gene Ontology annotation, molecular function: connexin binding. Gene Ontology annotation, cellular component: transport vesicle; trans-Golgi network; plasma membrane. Lineage: Eukaryota; Metazoa; Chordata; Actinopteri; Salmoniformes; Salmonidae. Gene Ontology annotation, biological process: positive regulation of Golgi to plasma membrane protein transport. The coding region runs from base 346 to 1425 and encodes 359 amino acids. The transcript has 9 exons. The record is from RefSeq and is a predicted model, not a curated record.